AAUUCAGAUCGCUCUUCCGCCGGGCGGGAUUUCCGCAAUAAUAUCAAGUAUGGCGAAGACAUACGACUAUUUGUUUAAAUUACUGUUAAUCGGCGACUCUGGUGUCGGGAAGACCUGUGUCCUCUUCCGGUUUUCAGAAGAUGCCUUCAACUCAACGUUUAUCUCAACUAUAGGCAUUGAUUUCAAGAUUAGGACAAUAGAGCUUGACGGCAAGAAAAUAAAGUUGCAGAUAUGGGAUACGGCCGGUCAGGAGCGCUUCCGAACAAUCACAACAGCCUACUACAGAGGAGCAAUGGGCAUAAUGCUUGUCUAUGACAUCACCAAUGAGAAGUCUUUUGAAAAUAUCAAGAACUGGAUUAGGAACAUAGAGGAGCAUGCAUCAUCAGAUGUUGAGAAGAUGGUCCUUGGCAACAAGUGUGACAUCAACGACAAGCGGCAGGUGUCCAAAGACAGGGGCGAGAAGCUCGCAUUAGAGUAUGGAAUAAAGUUCAUGGAGACCAGUGCAAAAGCCAAUAUCAAUGUGGAGAAUGCAUUUCUAACACUCGCCAGAGACAUCAAAUCAAAAAUGGACAUCAAAUUGGAGGGUAACACGCCACAGGGGAGCAGUCAUGGAGUCAAGAUCUCCGAACCGCAGAAAAAGACCAGCUUCUUCCGCUGUAGCCUUCUCUGAGGACCGAGGUCUUCGAUAAUGGCUGCCAACUGGCUGAACAUAAAUGGACUGUGCUUGCUCUUAGCACUUCCUUCCCCUUCCUUCUUCCUUCUUUCUUCCCAUCCAUGGCCUGUCCUCCCAGUCCACACAAGCCAUUAUAUUCCCAGUAAGCGAAGAACUUCCCCUCCCCUCUUCCUCUUCUGAAAGCUUCCAGUGGUGCAUCUCUUCCAUUUUAAGGAGAUCUGUUGUCGUCAUGUGUCAAGAGUGCUUCACUGGUAGAGGACUCCACCAGGAGCAUUGUCCAGAUGUUCUUCAUCACACAAAAGACAGGCUCUUAAUUCUCAUGUUAGUCUCUUUGUUUUACACACUCAUAUUUCACAAAGAUGGUAGCACAACCGGGGAUAAGAAAUCUUUGGGAUUGCCAUUACAAAUGUGAUAUUAAGAUCUAUUUUUAUUAGUGCCCUUUCCAUUUUUAAUUGGUAAAUGUCAACCAAAGACUGAUAGGCUUGAACUCUAGUGAAACAGAGUUGCACAUGCUUUCAUUUUAAUUUUAGGAGUUGUGAGUGGUGACGUUCUCCUUCUUAGGCUUUCUUUUGUAGUUACCUGCCAGAAAGUAUUGUACACUGCGGUGUAAAGGUGAAAAUGUGCUAACACUGCAUUGUGACCCAUAUCUAAGUACACAAGUUUAAGUUACUUUUAAGUCCAGGGUUAAUAUAUAUAUAUAUAUAUAUAUAUACACAUAUAUAUAUAUAUAUAUAUAU
Molecule: messenger RNA, 1410 nt
Organism: Cyclopterus lumpus (lumpfish)
Lineage: Eukaryota; Metazoa; Chordata; Actinopteri; Perciformes; Cyclopteridae
Product: ras-related protein Rab-8A
Exons: 8
Coding region: 50-670 (206 amino acids)
Biological process (GO): Golgi vesicle fusion to target membrane; protein localization to plasma membrane; cellular response to insulin stimulus
Cellular component (GO): dendritic spine; trans-Golgi network transport vesicle; plasma membrane
Molecular function (GO): GTPase activity; GTP binding
Source: RefSeq, a predicted model, not a curated record